Messenger RNA from Archocentrus centrarchus (flier cichlid), 3702 nucleotides. RefSeq names its product solute carrier family 19 member 2 (gene slc19a2). Gene Ontology annotation, biological process: transmembrane transport; vitamin transport. Gene Ontology annotation, cellular component: plasma membrane. Gene Ontology annotation, molecular function: vitamin transmembrane transporter activity. The transcript has 6 exons. NCBI's taxonomy places the organism in Eukaryota, Metazoa, Chordata, Actinopteri, Cichliformes, Cichlidae. The coding region runs from base 12 to 1439 and encodes 475 amino acids. The record is from RefSeq and is a predicted model, not a curated record.
UUUCGGCGAACAUGGCUCCGGUUUACCCCACGCUGCUGCUCUGUGUUUACGGCUUCUUUACAAGCCUGCGGCCAUCGGAACCUUUUCUCACCGCCUUCCUGAUGGGGCCCGAGAAGAACCUGACGGAGACGCAGGUCGUCAAUGAGAUCUAUCCAAUCUGGACGUAUUCCUACCUGCUGCUCCUGCUCCCCAUCUUCCUGGCCACUGACUUUCUCUGCUAUAAGCCGGUCUUGGUGCUGCAGGCCGCCAGCUUAGUGGUCACCUAUGCUAUGCUCUGGAAGGCACGGAGCAUGCUGGCCAUGCAGCUGCUGGAGUUUGUCUUCGGACUGGCCACGGCUUCAGAGGUGGCCUACUAUUCCUACAUCUACAGCGUGGUGGAGCCGGCACACUACCAGAGAGUGACGGGUUACUGCCGCAGCAUGACUCUGUUCGGCUCAGCUGCUGGAUCCCUGGUCGGUCAGCUCCUGCUCUCUGUGGCCAAAGUUCAGCUGGUCCACCUCGUCAUUAUUACGCUGGCGUCAGCCGCUGUGGCCUUUGUGCCCCCCUGGUUCCUCCCCAUGCCCAAGAGGAGCUUGUUCUUCCACAAGAGUCCAGGAGCGGUGAAGGGCAGGCCCCGCUGCAGCAGCAGCUCCACCCGGCUGGAGAAGAUGGAGGAUUCAGAGAGCAGAGUGCCUCUGAACGUGUCCACGCUGUCCAGGUCCUCUGCAGCAGGAGGUGGCGGCAGCGGCCUCGUGGCGGUGCUGCGGAUGCUGUUUGAUGACUUUGUGCAGUGCUACAGAUGUCACACCCUGCUGUCCUGGUCGCUGUGGUGGGCUCUGGCGACCUGUGGCUACUUCCAGAUCAUCAACUAUGCUCAGCCACUCUGGGAGAAGAUUCGUCCCUCCCAGGGGUAUGAAAUCUACAACGGCUACGUGGAGAUGCUGUCCACGCUGCUCGGGGCCCUGGCAGCUCUGCUGGUGGGCUGCCUGCCCGUGUCCUGGGCUCUGUGGGGGGAGCUGGCUCUGUGUGUGCUCUCCUUGCUAAUGGCUGUGUGCGUGUUUGUCAUGGACGCACUGAAAAACAUUUGGGUGUGUUACAGCUCCUACAUCCUCUUCAGAACCACUUACGUGCUUCUCAUCACUGUGGCCACGUAUCAGAUUGCAGCCAGUCUCAACAUGCAGCGGUACGCGUUGGUGUUUGGGGUGAACACCUUUGUGGCCCUGCUGCUGCAGUCUCUGCUCACACUGGUGGUGGUGGACUCCUCUGUCCUGGGCCUCGAUGUCCUCACUCAGUUCCUCGUCUACGGUGCCUACUUUGCUGUCAUCUCUGUGAUCUUCCUCCUCGCCGGGCUUUGUAAACUGGCCUCCAGGAGGCGCUCCGAGCAGAAGCCUCUGCCCGGGAGUCAAGCGCAAUCGGAGACGGCCUCUCCACCAAUCGGUGAUUCAAGCUCCAGCUCGUAGCACGUAAUCAGAAGCUGUUAAUGACAUUGAUUAGAUUGUUUCACAUGAACAGUGAGCUCAGCGGCUCCACAGGUGAAGCUUCAGGAGCCUCUGCAGCAGCACACGUCUCUGUGUUCAUGCUGUCAGUGAGAAGGACUGCCUUUGCUAACAGGUAUUUAAAGUCUUGCUGCUAAGUGUUGGUAAAGAAGGUGAAGACCUCAGGAAUGAGCUGACACAGGCCCAACUCAUGAAGACACUGAAAUAUCCAUACAUGCAUAAACUUCAAUGUAAACCUGAAAGAGAGCUGCCUGACACUUGUAUGAUGGGUUGACCUUUCACCUUAUGUAUUUGAUUAUGCAGCUUUAAAGACAACGGAUAGACUUCACCUGAUCAUUGUGACAAAUGUACACAGAAGCUGUUACCUUAGUCUGGAUGUAGAGACCAUAGGAAUGGUACCUGCUCAGCACCUGUGCUGCUUUCACCAGCCAAAGUGUUCAUGUGUUUAUCUCCUCUUGUAACUGCUGUGCCACUGACCUCUGCUUCUAAACUAAAAGGAGCAUCUGCCUCAAGCUCAGAGCAGUCUUUAAUGAACAGAUCAUCUAGAUCUUAGGAUCAAAAACAGCUCAACUUUGGUCUGUAACAUAAAAUUGUCUUGUCAACGAAUCCUUGGAGUGACAGAUGAGUUUUAUUCCAGCCUGGUACCAUGAUAGGAUGCCACCUGUGCAACAAGUCCACACUAUUAAGUAUUCCACAGUGAGCCAUAAAGACAUGGAUGAACCAGUUUGGUGUGGAAGAACUUGACUGGCCUGCACAGAGUCCUGACCUCAGCCUGAUAGAACACCUUUGGGAUGGAUUAGAGCAGAGACUGUGAGCCAGGCCUUCUCUCCAACAUCAGUGUCUGACCUCACAGAUGUGCUUCUGGAAGAAUGGUCAGAAAUUCCCAUAAACACUCCUAAACCUGUGGAAAGCCUUCCCAGAAGAGUCUGUUAGAUGGCUGUCUGUGGAACAGGGUCAUCUCAGGGUUACCAGUUUUCCAUAAACCUGUACUGUGGAAAAGCUCUGAAACACAUUCCCUGCUUUGGUUCUGGGAUUUGUUGAUGGGGGAAGUCUGUAAUUCCAGCAGGCAGCUUUGUGUAAAGGUGGUGACCAAACUGAAACAAAAUCAGAUUAUAAAGCAUAAAUACGCUCUCCAAAGGCUGCACUGUGACUGAACACAGCGGGCCAAUCAGCUGGCUUCUGUUUUAGUAUUAAAUGUAAAAUCCUCCUGGAUGCGGGGGGGGGGGAUUUACAUGAUCCCUGCUGAGUUUGUACACUUGCUCACAAACAGUCUCAUUUUUAUGGGCACCUCAUUAUAAGGGGAUCAAAUAAUGGGGGUGGCUGUGGCUCAGGAGGGGGAGCAGGUCACCUACUAACUGAAAGGUUGAUGGUUUGAUCCCUGGCUGCUCCAGUCUGUGUGCCAAAGUAUCUUUGGGCAGGAUGUGUGAAUGUUGGAUAGAAAGCACUGAGAGAGCUGGUAUGAAUGGACUGUACUGUAAACCACUGAGUAGCAACAAGAACCAUUUAGCAUGUUAAUGGAGACAGAAUAUCAACCAGAAACAAACACAUCAUGUAAAGUUUAUGAUGUGAUUUGCAUGUAUUUGUGUUGUUACAGCGUUCUGCAGAGGGUCAAUAAAGAGCUGGUGGACCACAGGACCAACUCCCACAGUUUACUGCUGCACUCAACAGCUUCUCCACCAACUCCUCAGUCAUGUUUUCAGGAUCGAAUACUUAUUUCACUCAGUGACCUGCAAAUUAAUUUAUAACUCUCAUAAACUGUGUUUUGUGGAUUUUUGGUUGAUAUUGUGUCUCUAUUAAAAUGAAACGGCCAUAAAAAGGAGAGCGUUUGCUCACUUGCAAAGAACAGACUAAUAAUCUGAGCAGGGAUCAAAUCGUGUCCUCCACUGUAGGUGUGCUGUGUCCUCUGCUCAGAGGGGUUGUUUCCUGUCAGGAAGUAAAUUUUCAUGCAGACAAAAUAACUGCACACAAACCGUGUCAUCAGAGAGCACAGCCACAUUGAUCAGAGGACUCAAAGCUCUGAGUGCCUUUCCUCAGGGCUGCAGAUGAUCAGCUGACCUGAGUCAGAGUGAACUGAUCUCCAAUCCAAGAUUUUUGAGUGUGAUUUCAAGCUGUUUGCACUGAAGUGGUCCAGCUCUCACAUGACCGUCUCUUACGCACAAAUCUAGGGUUUAAAAAUCUUAGUAGUUCUAAGCAAUAAUAUUAUUUUGGGUGUUUUUGAAUCAUGUAA